AGGUGCCGACGAAAAUUCAAUUCAUUGCGAACGAGCGAGCGUUUCAUUCUUGGCUUCAUCUCGCGUCUUUUCGCGUUAUUUUGCGUGGACACGCGUAUAUUUCUCUCGCGACAUAUCGAGUCUUCUUUUUGGAGAUGCGCAUGAAGAUGGCGAGUCUUACGGAACGAGAUGCGAUUCGGUGUAUAAAUUGUCUACCGCGUACGCGGGUACGUCCGGAGAACGAUGCUGCGUGUUUUGACGUUUCUGUAGAAUGUCGAUCGCGCGUAGAUAUGACAUGUCGAUGACAAUUACAUAAUUGCCGUAAUACUGGUUAAUCGGAUCGGGUAUUAUGAUAUGACAUUUGAUACGAUUUGCGCGGUAAAAAAAUAUGUCACGCGGUAACGCGGUUUAGCGUGCGUUCGAAGGGAGGAUGAGACCGGGGAUGUCUCCUUGUACGGCGUCUGUCAGCGAGAAAUGUUGUCUGUUCGCAGCUGUGGCACAAUCGUAGGGGAUUAUGUCGACGCAAAGUCCUUCAAACUGCAUCGCGAGUCAGGAGGAGGAAGAAGAGGAGAUGAUCUUGGACGAAUCUGAGAAUAAUCCUGUGGAUAUUUUGGAAUGUUUGUCGGUAAUGAUAAAUGAGGAUACUGUGAAUGAUGCAAGUCAAGUGCAAGAAUUUCUAUUGGAUGAUCAGUUGCUCGGCACAAUGACUACUAUUACAUUGCCUGAUGGAACUCAAGCUUUUAUUACAAAUAAUUUCAGUGAUAUUGAUCCUGAUUUCAAGGCGCAAAUAUUACAAAGGACGCUUGAAAAUGGGAAUACCAUAUUACUGCGAGAUUUGUCAGAAUUUGGCGAGGGCAAGGCUCUUCAAUUAGAAUUAGAUCCAGCUACAUUUGUACAAGCCGAAGAUAAUUCCAAUGAAAAUGUAGAAAGUACAUAUUCGCAAGUGGAAUUUAUCAAUGGCACAGCAUACAUGGUAGCUAGUCAUGUGAAUCUUGGUGAAAAUUUAUGGGAAAUUCAAGAUGGGAAAUUAAAAAAGAAAGAUCCCAAGAUUUUAGUCAACAAAUUAUCUGAUGCAAAAAUUAGAUAUCCUUGUCCUAGAGAGGGAUGUUCAAAGGUUUAUAGCACGCCCCAUCAUCUCAAGGUUCAUGAGCGUUCACAUACUGGUCAAAGACCAUAUAGAUGUACGCAUCUAAAGUGUAAGAAAAGCUUUUCAACGGGGUACAGUUUGAAAGCACAUUUGCGAACGCAUACAGGCGAGAAACCAUAUAAGUGCACAAAUGGAACAUGUAACAAGAGUUUCAAGACAUCAGGCGAUCUAUUAAAACAUGUGAGAACUCAUACAGGAGAACGUCCAUUUGUAUGUCCAUUUGAUGGUUGCGGUCGAUCAUUUACUACAAGCAAUAUUAGAAAGGUUCACGUAAGAACGCAUACUGGUGAACGACCGUAUAAAUGUACUCACCCGAUGUGCGAUAAGGCGUUUGCCAGUGCGACAAACUACAAGAAUCAUAUACGGAUACAUUCGGGUGAAAAGCCUUAUGUUUGUUCUAUAGAAAGCUGUGGUAGAAGAUUUACCGAGUACUCUAGUCUGUAUAAACAUCAUCUUGUACAUACACCACAACGACCAUUUGAAUGCACAUUGUGCUCUAGAAGAUACCGACAAAGUAGCACGCUGGUGAUGCAUAAAAGAACAGCUCAUGCUUUGGUUGAUAGUGAUGAUGGUGCUGACGUAUUUUUGCAAGAUUCUUUUGAACCUUCUAGUCAAAGUAAAAAUAAAAAGAAAACUGCAAAAGAAACUCCGCUUGGAAAAGAUAAACAGAUUCAGAUUUCUAAAAUGAUUGAUACAAAUGAUAAAGAACCACAAAUUUUGUUGGUAAGCGAUUCCUCACAAAUCGCCACAUUACAGAAAAUUGGUCUGGAUGAAAGUUUUGAUGAUCCUGGCAUUGAUACAACUUUUGAAGGACUGAAUAUAAAGAUUGAGGAUAUAGAACUUGGCUGGAACUAAUGCCAGAAGUGGAACAUAUGACAUAUGUGAUUAUUUUUUCGACAUAUAUUAUUAUAUGUGUGGGUAUCGUAAGCAUUAAAUGUUAACGAUUUUGUUAACAUUCAUGCAUAUAUCUUUUUUAAUACCAGAGCAAAAUCAAAUAAGCAAAUACAAGUUAAUAAAUAAUUUCAAACGGUAUUGGACCGCAUAAAUGACGUGAUAAUAGCUGCGAGUUUAAAUUUUAUUUUCUCAUAUUAGUUUCAUGAAUUUACCAAAUAGAAGUAUAAGAUAGUAUCAAGUAUUUCGUAAUGGUGAGAGUGUGAUAAUUAAUAUAUUAUAGUAUAAAUUGUUCAAAAGUCCUAAUCUAAGAAUCCGGCAUGAUUUCGAUGAAUUUAAUGUUCGAUGCAACAAAUAUGCUAAAAAGAACUUUAAGGAAAUGUGGUAUUUUUUAUUUACGCGUCGAAUUUAACGAUCUCAGCGAAAUUAUAUCGGUUCGUAUUUUAAACAUAUAAGUAUAAGCCAGGUAAGAAUAUUGAAGAAAAUAUAUAGAGGAAAUCAAUAUUUACACUGUUGAUUAUGUUUUUGAAGGCAGUGCCUUAUCUGAAAAUGCGAGCGUGGAAAAAAAAUAUAUAUUAUAUAUUAUUAUAUAUUACAUUUUUCCAUCUAUAGUUUUGUCAAGUAUGUACAUAAUAUUUUUACGAUAUAUUAUCCUAAAUCUUUUUUUCACACUCAUAUAAUGAGACUAGCUGAAUUAUAUUCGUAUUUUUUAUAGGUAUUUUUUAAAUAUACAGAGAAAUUCAACUUUAUUACAUUAUUAUUUUAUAAUACAAGACAUAGAAACUGAAGCAUAAAUAUGUGAUGACAUAACAAUAAAUGGAUAUAAUA
This is a messenger RNA of Formica exsecta, 2845 nucleotides long. RefSeq names its product zinc finger protein 76-like. The record is from RefSeq and is a predicted model, not a curated record. The transcript is spliced from 8 exons. NCBI's taxonomy places the organism in Eukaryota, Metazoa, Arthropoda, Insecta, Hymenoptera, Formicidae. Bases 494 to 1981 code for a protein of 495 amino acids. Gene Ontology annotation, biological process: regulation of DNA-templated transcription. Gene Ontology annotation, molecular function: DNA-binding transcription factor activity, RNA polymerase II-specific; RNA polymerase II cis-regulatory region sequence-specific DNA binding.